AUGUCAGAGUUGGGUUCCAGUUCCCCUCCUCGUGAAGCUGAAAGGACUGCUUGGCAGACAGCUCAGGAUUCUGCAUCUCCCCCUGGAGAACAGCCUCUGAUUCCCAAACCUGACCUUGUUACCUGUCUAGAAGGAGAGGAAGAGGAGUGUGUCCAAGCCCUUGAUGAAGGAAACGUGUGGGACAUAGUUAAUGAAAAAGAUUUCAAAGGAAAUGCUACAUCUACCGGUUGUCAGAAUAGUGAGUACCGUGAAACAAUACAUGAAGGAAAGACACGAAUCAAAUGCUCUGCAUGUGGGAAGAGUUUUGCUAGUAUAUCAACUCUUAAAGUGCAUUGGGAAACUCACACAGGUGAGAAACCAUAUGACUGCCUGCAGUGUGGGAAGAGAUUCAUUCGGAGUGCAAACCUCAUUAUCCAUCAAAGAACACACACAGGAGAAAAGCCAUAUAAGUGCGUAGAAUGUGGGAAGCGUUUUAUGCGGAGUACAAACCUCAUCAUCCAUCAAAGAACCCACACAGGCGAGAAACCAUAUAAGUGUUUAGUAUGUGGAAAGAGCUUUAUUCAGAACUCAACCCUUACUGCCCAUCAGGGAAUCCACACAGGAGAGAAAACAUAUUCAUGCUCAGAAUGUGGGAAAAGCUUUAUGCGGAGUACAAACCUUAUAAUACAUCAGAGGAUCCACACAGGAGAGAAACCAUAUAAAUGUCUGCAGUGUGGGAAAAGCUUUAGUCAGAACUCAUCCCUUACGACUCAUCAAGGAAUCCAUACAGGAGAAAAAACAUAUGAGUGUUCAGAAUGUGGGAAGAAGUUCAUGCGGAGUGCCAAUCUCAUUUUACAUCAAAGAAUCCACACCGGAGAAAGGCCGUACAAAUGUCUGGAAUGUGGGAAAAGCUUUAGUCAGAGAUCAACCCUUACUAGCCAUCAAGGAAUCCACACAGGGAAGAAAAUAUAUGAAUGUUUGGAAUGUGGGAAAAAGUUUACACGGAGUGCAAACCUGGUUUUACAUCAAGUAAUCCAUACAGGAGAGAAGCCAUAUAAAUGCUUGGAGUGUGGAAAGCGCUUUAGUCAGAGCUCGAGACUUGUCACUCAUCAAAGAAUCCACACAGGAGUGAAACCAUUUAAAUGCCUGGAGUGUGGAAAGAGCUUCACUCACAGUACGAGUCUUAUUAGGCACCAGAGAAUUCACACAGGGGAGCAACCAUUUCAGUUCCUUGAGUGUGCAAAGGGAUUUGUUCAGAGUGCAAAUCUCAGUGUACAUAAAAAACCCCACAUGGAUGAAGAACUGUAUAAAUGUUUGGAAUGUGGAAAGUGCUUUAGUCAGGAAUUAAAUCUUACUAAGCAUCAAGAAAUGCACAGAGGAGAAACGCCUUAUAAAUGUUUGGAAUGUGGAAGAUGCUUUAGCCAGAAGUCAACACUUAUUAACCAUCAAGGAAUCCAUACAGGGGAGAAAAUGUAUGAAUGUUUGGUUUGCGGAAAGAAGUUCACACGGAAUGCAAACCUCAUUUUACAUCAAAUCAUUCACACAGGGGAGAAACCAUAUAAAUGCUCGGAAUGUGGAAAGCGCUUUGGUAUGAGCUCCAGGCUCUCUAAUCACCAAAGAAUCCACACAGGAGUGAAACCAUAUAAAUGUCUGGAGUGUGGGAAAAGCUUUGUUUACAAAACAAGUCUCAAGAGACAUAAAACCGUGCAUGCAGGAGACCAACAAUUUCCCACAGAAAAACCAUAUAAAUGCCUGGAGUGUGGAAAUUGCUUCAGUCAGAGCUCAAGCCUUAUUAGACAUCAACGGAUCCACACUGGGGAGAAGCCAUUUAGAUGUUUGGAGUGUGGGAACUGCUUCAGUCAGAGCUCAAAUCUAAUUAGACAUGAAAUAACCCACACAGGGGAGAAACCAUAUGACUGCCUGGAGUGUGGGAAGAGAUUUAGCCAUCCUUCAACUCUUACUGUACAUCAACGAACUCACACAGGAGAGAAACGGUAUAAGUGUCUGGAAUGUGGGAAAAGCUUUAUGCUGAGUACGAACCUCAUUUUGCAUCAAAGAAUCCACACAGGAGAAAGACCCUAUCAGUGUGUGGAAUGCGGAAAAAGCUUUAGUCUGAAGAAAAGCCUUACUCUUCAUCAAAGAAUCCACACAGGAGAGAAACCAUAUAAAUGUCUGGAAUGUGGAAAGAGUUUCAGUCAGAAGUCAAGUCUUAAUAUCCAUCAAGGGACACACACAGGAGAGAAACGGUACAAAUGUUUUGAAUGUGGAAAGACAUUCAUACAGAGCACAACUCUUAUCUUGCAUCAAAGGAUUCACACGGGAGAAAGACCAUAUAAAUGUCUGGAAUGUGGGAAAAGCUUUAUUGUGAAGUCAAGCCUGACUCUUCAUCAAAGAAUCCACACGGGAAUAAAACCAUUUAAAUGUCUGGAGUGUGGAAAGACCUUUAAUGAAAGCACACGCCUUCUUCGACAUCAAAGAAUUCAUAUGAGGGAACAACCAUUUCAGUUUCCCGAGUCUGGAAAGGGCUGCAGACGGAGUGCAAAUCUUGCUGUACAUCCAAGAACCCACUCAGUCGAAAAACGGUAUAAAUGUUUGGACUGUGGGAAAAGCUUUAUGCUGAGUACAACCCUCAUCAUACAUCAAAGAAUCCACACAGGCGAAAAACCAUAUACAUGUUUGGAGUGUGGGAAAAGUUUUAUGCGGAGUACAACCCUCAUUGUACAUAAAAGAACCCACACGGGAGAAAAACCAUAUAUUUGUUCAGAAUGUGGAAAGAGUUUCAUGCAGAGUGCAAACCUCAUAAUACAUCAAAGAACACACACAGGUGAGAAGCCGUAUAAAUGCUUGGAGUGUGGAAGGAGCUUUAUUCAGAAUUCAAGCCUUACUGCCCAUCAAAGAAGCCACACUGGGGAAAAACUAUAUCACUGUUCCGAAUGUGGAAAGAAAUUCACACGGAAUGCGAACCUCAUAAUACAUCAAAUACUGCACACGGGGGAGAAACCGUACAAAUGCUUGGAAUGUGGAAGGAGCUUUACACUGAGCAAAAGACUAAUUAACCAUCAAAGAAUCCACACCGAUAUGAAACCAUUUAAAUGCAUGGAUUGUGGGAAAAGCUUCAGUCACAGCAUAACUCUUAAGAGGCAUAAAAAUAUGCAGACAGGGGAAUGUAAAAAGGGCUCCAGUCAGAUGCAAAGCAAUCCAAGAUCUCAAACCAAGAAGAAACCAUAUCAGUGCCUGGAGUGUAAAAGCUGCUUCAGUCACAACUCAAACCUUCUUAGACACCAAGUAAUCCACACUGGGGAGAAGCCAUUUAAAUAUCAGGAAUGUGGAUAUGGCUUCAGCCAGCACUCAAAUCUUAUGAGACAUAUGCUUAUUCACACUAGAGAAAAACAGUAG
Gekko japonicus is the source of this 3375-nucleotide messenger RNA. RefSeq names its product zinc finger protein 91-like. The record is from RefSeq and is a predicted model, not a curated record. Gene Ontology annotation, cellular component: nucleus. Gene Ontology annotation, molecular function: DNA-binding transcription activator activity, RNA polymerase II-specific; RNA polymerase II cis-regulatory region sequence-specific DNA binding. The transcript is spliced from 6 exons. NCBI's taxonomy places the organism in Eukaryota, Metazoa, Chordata, Lepidosauria, Squamata, Gekkonidae. Bases 1 to 3375 code for a protein of 1124 amino acids. Gene Ontology annotation, biological process: regulation of transcription by RNA polymerase II.